AUGGAAGUCUCGUCCCCUGUACGGCUCCAGGCGGCCUCCCCGGGAAGUGGAAGGUCCAUAUCUUCCAACGGUCUUGUUAACCAGAAAAAUGCCGGCAAUGUGUUGCCAGUCCUUCGUAUGGAAGAGAAUCCAGAGCCCGGCAUCCCAAGCGAGAUCUUCAAGAAAUUCAGUGCUCCUAACCAUGUCAUAUCUGAGCCUGCCAUGGCUGAGGGCUUCUGUUGGCAGCCCAAGCAGCCUGCUCGCCCCGGGCAGUUUUCCGAAAGACCCCGCACAAAGACUACGGACGUUCCAUUGAUCCCUAAAGACGUACCGGCCGAGACACCGUACUCCCACAGGGGCCAAGUUGACGCCAAAGUUCGCCCAAGAGGAAUCCAACAAGGGCCUGAACUACAACCGUUGGAGCUUCCCGAGUUCAACUUUGAGCUUCUCAAGGAAAACGAGCAUCGGUAG
This is a messenger RNA of Geosmithia morbida, 450 nucleotides long. RefSeq lists its product as uncharacterized. The coding region runs from base 1 to 450 and encodes 149 amino acids. The record is from RefSeq and is a predicted model, not a curated record. NCBI's taxonomy places the organism in Eukaryota, Fungi, Ascomycota, Sordariomycetes, Hypocreales, Bionectriaceae. The transcript is spliced from 2 exons.